Morus notabilis is the source of this 2646-nucleotide messenger RNA. Its product is annotated as transmembrane 9 superfamily member 12. Gene Ontology annotation, biological process: protein localization to membrane. Bases 288 to 2267 code for a protein of 659 amino acids. Lineage: Eukaryota; Viridiplantae; Streptophyta; Magnoliopsida; Rosales; Moraceae. The record is from RefSeq and is a predicted model, not a curated record. The transcript has 2 exons. Gene Ontology annotation, cellular component: membrane.
UUCUUCACUCGGUGCGCAAAUGGCAUAAAGCCAACAAAAGCUCCAUAUCUCCUCGGAUCUUCUUUCUCUAAUUCUCUCUUCCCAAAACAAAAACUUCGAAGAAAAGCGAGGGUUUCUUCUUUGGAGAAUCACAACGCAAAGCGAGAAUCAAAGCCUCGUGUCCUCAGAUCUGAUCUACGGCGAUCUGAAUCGAUUCGUUGAUAUUGGAUGUAUGUGCCAAGAGUAGAAUAGAUCCACUGCCAGUACUUUCUUCAAACACUUGGUGCGCGUUAUUUUUGUCGAUUACGAUGGGAUUUUCGAGUUCGAGAUGGCCCUUAAUCCGCAGGGCUUUUGUGUUUUUGGUCCUGUUUGCACACGCUUGUCAUGGGUUUUAUCUCCCAGGAAGCUACAUGCACACAUAUUCCAAAGGUGAUGCCAUAUUUGCCAAAGUUAAUUCCUUGACCUCCAUUGAAACUGAGCUUCCAUUUAGCUACUACAGUCUUCCUUACUGCAAGCCCAGUGGUGGUAUCAAGAAAAGCGCUGAGAAUCUCGGCGAACUUCUUAUGGGAGAUCAAAUCGACAACUCCCCUUAUCGUUUCCGAAUGAACAUGAAUGAGACUGUGUACCUCUGUACCACUAGCCGUUUGAAUGAGAAUGAGGUCAAGCUCUUGAAACAGAGAACCCGUGAUUUGUACCAGGUCAAUAUGAUCCUGGAUAAUUUGCCUGCGAUGAGGUAUGCCCAGCAAAAUGGCGUGAACAUUCAGUGGACCGGGUUUCCUGUUGGGUAUACUCCGCCAAACAGUAAUGAUGAUUACAUUAUCAACCAUCUGAGGUUCAGAGUCUUGAUUCAUGAGUAUGAAGGGAGUGGUGUGGAGAUAAUUGGAACUGGGGAAGAAGGUAUGGGUGUUAUUUCUGAAGCCGAUAAGUCGAAGGCUUCUGGAUUCGAGAUAGUGGGGUUUGAGGUCUACCCCUGCAGUGUGAAAUAUGACCCUGAAGCUAUGUUGAAACUCCAUAUGUAUGACAGCAUAAGUGCUGUAAGCUGCCCUGGGGAUCUUGACAAGUCUCAAAUAAUUCGGGAGCAGGAAAGAGUAUCAUUCACUUACGAGGUUGAAUUUGUAAAAAGUGAUAUAAGAUGGCCAUCACGAUGGGAUGCUUAUUUGAGGAUGGAGGGUGCCCGUGUGCAUUGGUUUUCUAUUCUGAAUUCGCUGAUGGUAAUUACUUUCCUUGCUGGUAUUGUUUUUGUUAUUUUCCUGAGGACUGUAAGAAGAGAUUUGACAAAGUACGAAGAAUUGGACAAAGAAGCUCAAGCUCAGAUGAAUGAGGAGCUUUCUGGGUGGAAGCUUGUUGUAGGAGAUGUUUUCAGAGAACCAGAGUGCUCAAAACUUCUCUGUGUGAUGGUUGGGGAUGGGGUUCAGAUUACCGGGAUGGCAGUUGUUACAAUUAUUUUUGCAGCCUUUGGUUUUAUGUCACCAGCUUCACGAGGAAUGCUAUUAACAGGAAUGAUUAUUCUCUAUCUUUUCCUGGGAAUAGCUGCUGGUUAUGUUGCUGUACGUAUGUGGAGAACUAUCAAAGGAACUUCAGAGGGAUGGAGGUCGGUUUCCUGGUCUGUUGCAUGCUUCUUCCCUGGAAUUGCCUUUGUCAUCCUUACAAUACUCAAUUUCAUACUCUGGGCUAACAACAGUACUGGUGCCAUUCCAAUUUCCUUGUACUUUGUGCUCCUUGUUCUCUGGUUCUGCAUUUCAGUCCCCCUAACUUUACUGGGAGGAUUCUUCGGAACGCGGGCUGAGGAAAUUCAGUAUCCUGUUAGAACCAACCAGAUCCCGAGAGAAAUUCCUGCGCGGAAAUAUCCGUCAUGGAUCCUUGUCCUUGGUGCAGGCACCCUUCCGUUUGGAACCCUCUUCAUUGAACUUUUCUUCAUCCUUUCCAGCAUCUGGCUUGGGAGGUUCUACUACGUCUUUGGCUUCCUGUUGAUAGUUCUUCUAUUGCUGGUUAUUGUCUGCGCCGAGGUGUCAGUAGUCCUCACCUACAUGCAUCUCUGCGUGGAGGAUUGGCGCUGGUGGUGGAAGGCCUUCUUCGCUUCGGGUUCAGUUGCCCUUUAUGUGUUCUUGUACUCUAUCAACUACUUGGUUUUUGACCUCCAGAGUUUGAGUGGGCCUGUCUCAGCUGUUCUUUACCUUGGCUAUUCCCUUUUGAUGGCAGUGGCGAUCAUGUUGUCGACGGGUACCAUUGGAUUCCUCACGUCCUUCUACUUUGUUCACUACCUAUUCUCAUCCGUGAAGAUCGAUUAGAAAGUUCCCGUUGUUCAUCAACCAGGCGGAGAAGGUUCUCCUUACAUAGAAAGAAAGACUUGAAUCUUUUUAGUUUUUACUUUGUUGCAACUGAAAGAUAAUUGUGCAAGGCAUAUUAGGAAGCUGUCAAUGAUAUUGCUUUAGGGCCUAUCAUUUGUUCUACGCUUCACGAGAGAACUUUGUUUUUAUCAUUUGUUGUCAUUAUCUGCGGCAUAAUUUCGUCUUCACCUCUCUAUCCCAUUCUUUAGGGUCUCUUUUCAUAGCUAGUGUUGAGCCCCCAUUUGGUUUAAGGAAUUUGUUAUUUGGUUGGACCUUCCAUCCUUGUAUUCUCUUAAAAAGAAUCAAAAUAGACGUGCUUUGUUUUCCGACUGGUUGAUUA